GGCCAAUAGAACGAGGGCUACUGUGGUACUUUCAAUCGUUUUUCUGGGCCAGAGUUUGCAGCAACGUCAUCGGAGAAACUGUGCGGUCGGACUACGAAACUACGAGCGCCGUUUGGUUGGCAACCGGAGAUCGACAGUGAGGGUUUUAAAGACCCUGUCUCAUGAACUGGAUUAUCAAAGACCCGUUUCAUGAACUGAAUUCUCAAAAAUCCUGUCUCAUGAACCGUGUUUGGUGCGUUCACCGCCAGGGACGACAGCCGGGGCAGCGAGCUCGGAUCUACCGCGGCUGCUCGGCGCAUUCACCGACUGCAGGAGGGAUAUCGGGGCGCGAAUAGGCAUUAUUUGCGGUGCCAGUUGGUCUCGGUAGGCCACAGCCUACAGCCCACGCAGCAUGGCCCUUCCCCCAUCCAAGUCGAAGCUGCGCGACUACCUCACCUCGGCCUGGAGAACGGACCCGGCGGAGCGCAGACUCGUGCGGAAGAUCGACUUCUUCAUCCUGACCUUCUGCUGCCUCAGCUACUUCCUCAACUACCUCGACCGCAGCAACGUCGCCAAUGCCUACGUCUCGGGCAUGAAGGAGGACCUCGGCUUCCAGGGAAACCAGCUGAACCAAAUCAACACGUGCUUCACCGUGGGCUACGUCCUCGGCCAAAUCCCGUCCAACCUCAGCCUGCACUAUGUCAAGCCGCGCGUCUUCUUCCCGGCCAUGAUGGUCGGCUGGGCCGCGCUGACGAUGCUGACGGCCGCGACGCGCUCGCCCCAGGCCAUCAUGGCCAUCCGCUUCUUCCAGGGCGUGGCCGAGGCGAGCACCUUCGUCGGCACGCACUACGUGCUCGGCUCGUGGUACACCGAGCGCGAGCUGGGCAAGCGCAGCGGCGUCUUCACCGCCUCGGGCCUCGCCGGCACCAUGAUCGGCGGCUUCAUCCAGAGCGGCAUCUACGCCAGCCUGGACAACCGCCACGGCCUGCGCGGCUGGCGCUGGCUGUUCCUGGUCGACGGCAUCAUCACCCUGCCCGUGGCGGUCUACGGCUUCCUUCUGUUUCCCGACACGCCGGCCACCACCACCGCGCCCUAUCUCACCGCCGCCGAGCGCGCCCUAGCCGUGUCGCGCCUCGAACUGCACGACCGGGCAGUCGAGCCCGCGCACGGAGCGGCGUACGAGGCCUCUUCCUCCGCCUCCUCCCCAGACCAUGACGGUAACAGCCAGCCGCACAGCAACAAAGACGCCUCCGACACCUCCCCGCUGACGUGGACCUUCGCGAAAACGGUGCUGACCUCGUGGGAAUGGUGGGGCUUCGUGGUGCUGUGGACCAUCGCCGGCGAGACCGAGUCGUUCUCGUCCAACUCGCUGCUCGCGCUGUACAUGAAGACGCCACCGUCGUCGUCGUCGUCGUCGUCGUCGUCGUCGCAGCAACCGGCCUACACGGUCCGGCAGCUCAACGACUACCCGACGGGCGUGCCGGCGGUGGGCAUCGCGUCGACGCUCUUCUGGGCCGCGCUGACCGACUUCCUCGGCGGCAAGCGCUACCUGGUGGGGUACUUCAUCGGGGCGACGGGCGUGGCGACCAGCGCGAUGGUGCUCGCGGCGCAGCGGAUGGUCGAGCGCGCGCCCGGCGGCGGAGCUGCCGAGGUCGAGGUCGGGCGCGCCACGGCCGUCGUGUUCGCCGCGUACUACUGGGCCGGCGCGGUGUACGCGUGCCAGGCGACCUUCUUCGCGUGGGCCAACGACGCGAUGCGCCGGCGGCGGGAGCCUGUGUUUCGGUCUGUCGUGCUGGCCGGCAUGAAUCUGGGGAGUAACGCCGUCAACGCGUGGUGGAGCAUCGUGUUCUACGGCGCGAGCAUGGCCCCGUGGUUUACGAAGGGUAUGUACGCCAUGAUUGCCACCUCUGUGGCCCUGGCUGUGUGGACCGCCGGUCUGUCGUACGUUUCGUCGAGGGCCGAGAGACUGAGUCGAAAGCACGGCGGGACGUGCCUGUCUAGCGGCGACGGCAGGGCGGCACAGGUAGAGAAUCAGCAUGACACGACUGGAGGAUGAAGUUACGCCUCACGAAAGCUCUCGGGAUCUCUCGUCGCAGUCUUCCUUCCCGUUUACACCGGUCAGUUUCGUCCGCUCUCGCGCGAACAGCACGGUGACGAGCGGUUGGGCUUACCCCUAUUUGGAAAGAAAGGACAUGCAGCAACCUGGGAUGCUGAAGUGAAGUCAUUAUGUCGCCGCAGGCCUCGUCCCUUGCAGCCUUGCAUCUUAAUCCCUCGUGAGU
This is a messenger RNA of Thermothielavioides terrestris NRRL 8126, 2258 nucleotides long. RefSeq lists its product as uncharacterized. Gene Ontology annotation, molecular function: pantothenate transmembrane transporter activity. Gene Ontology annotation, cellular component: plasma membrane. The record is from RefSeq and is a predicted model, not a curated record. The coding region runs from base 392 to 2035 and encodes 547 amino acids. The transcript has 4 exons. NCBI's taxonomy places the organism in Eukaryota, Fungi, Ascomycota, Sordariomycetes, Sordariales, Chaetomiaceae. Gene Ontology annotation, biological process: pantothenate import across plasma membrane.